CAAUAGGUUUAGGUGCUAUUGCUAUUAGUUUAUUGAACAUUCAAGAGGUUCUUAUUUUUUUUUCUAAUGAAUGAACAUCACUAUUAAAGAUGGUUUUAAAUGUUUACAAUCCUUUAAUUUAGGUAUAUUGUGAUGCCGCUACUGAUGAUAAGCAACGUAAAACAGAAGGCCCAGUUACAGAUAAUGAUCCCAUGCGACUUCGUAUGGAAGCAUUCGUAAAAGGACUUCAAAGCAAAAUUGUAAAUGAUAUAGAAAAACUAGACGGGAAACAGUUUACAAAGACAGUUUGGGAGCGACCUGAAGGAGGUGAGGGCAUCACUUGCGUUCUGCAAGAUGGUAAUGUGUUCGAAAAGGCAGGUGUCGGAGUGUCAAUUGUGUAUGGCGAAUUACCCAAGGCAGCCGUUGAACAAAUGCGUCAUGACCGAGGUAAAGAUAUGAAUGCAGAUGGGCCUGUUCCCUUCUUUGCUGCUGGCAUCUCCCUUGUCAUUCAUCCUCAUAAUCCAAAUGCGCCCACCGUUCAUCUUAAUUAUCGAUAUUUUGAAAUUGAAAAUCCAGAUGGUACACCUAAAAUUUGGUGGUUCGGUGGUGGUUCAGAUUUAACGCCUGCUUAUUUAUAUGAAGAAGACGCUGUUUAUUUCCAUCAAGUACUUAAAGAUGGAUGUGAUAAAUUUGAUAAGAAAUAUUAUAGUCAGUUCAAACAAUGGUGCGAUAAAUAUUUCUAUCUUAAACAUCGUGGUGAAGCACGAGGUAUAGGGGGUAUUUUCUUUGAUGAUUUAGAUGAUAGACCUGUUGAAGAACUCUUUAGUUUUAUAAAAGAAAUGGGUAAUCGAUUCUCUCUUUCUUAUAUUCCUAUUGUGAAGAAAAGAAUGAAUAUGAAAUUUACACCUGAAAUGAAGGAAUGGCAGCAGAUCCGUCGAGGACGUUAUGUUGAAUUUAACUUGGUUUGGGAUAGAGGUACUAAAUUUGGCCUUCAAACCCCAGGUGCACGUAUUGAGGCCAUUCUUAUGUCUUUACCUCUUACUUCAAGAUGGGAGUAUAUGAAAGAAACAAAGGAAGGUUCAAGAGAACAAAAAUUAGAAGAAGUAUUAAAGAACCCAAGAGAUUGGAUUCCACUUGAAUAAUAUAUUAUAAUAAAACAAUACACACUCUUUUUUUUUUAUUA
This is a messenger RNA of Cokeromyces recurvatus, 1162 nucleotides long. RefSeq names its product Coproporphyrinogen III oxidase. The record is from RefSeq and is a predicted model, not a curated record. NCBI's taxonomy places the organism in Eukaryota, Fungi, Mucoromycota, Mucoromycetes, Mucorales, Mucoraceae. The coding region runs from base 192 to 1121 and encodes 309 amino acids. The transcript has 2 exons. Gene Ontology annotation, molecular function: coproporphyrinogen oxidase activity. Gene Ontology annotation, cellular component: mitochondrial intermembrane space; cytoplasm.